AUGCCUGAUCUUAACAAGUUUCACUGGGGAAGAAAUCACCCAAAGAAAAAAGCUGCAAAGGUCACAGAACCUAUUUCGGGGGACCGCCAUCGCAGCCAUCGCUCGCCGGAGGCCGAAGAGUUAUCUAGCAUUGCUGCCAGUAUUAGAUGCGUGAUCGACCUGGAGUGUCUCAGUGAGCAGGGUUCCAGCGUGUCGGACCAGGUGUCGCAUCUAGUAAAUGCCCAUCUCGUCCUAAAACAAGAAGUUGGGGAUCUGAAGAAAGAAAGAGUCAAGCCUGGAACCAUGAACCAAGAAGCACAAAAACCGAAGGCAGAAUGGAGAGAUCAAGCGGCACAAUAUUCCACUCAUAUCAGAGAAGAACACGACCUACAGGUGCAGCCACGAAGGGAGCCUGAAAUGCAAACAUGCUGCGCAAACCAGAUUAUUGAUCUGAAGAAAAGAUAUGAGAAGGAAGAGCAGAGAGUGAGUGAAGAACAUGAAGUUAAAGUGCAGGGUCUACAAAGAGAGAUAGAAUCCCUUGAGAUGCGUGCAGAAGAACAGAGAAAAGCUUUCAUCUUCGAAAAGAUAGAGCUUGAAAAGAUCCAUAAAACAAAGCAAGAUGAACUAAGGAGGGAAGAGCAACGAGUGGGUAACGAACAUAAGGUUAAAGUGCAAGGCCUACAAAGAAAGAUACAAUCCCUUGAGAUGUGUGCAGAAGAACAGGAAAAAGCUUUCAUCUUCGAAAAGAUGAAGCUUGAAAAGAUCCAUAGAACAAAGCAAGAUGAACAAAGGAGGGAAGAGCAACGAGUGGGUAACGAACACAAGGUUAAAGUGCAAAGUCUACAAAGAAAGAUACAAUCCCUUGAGAUGUGUGCAGAAGAACAGGAAAAAGCUUUCAUCUUCGAAAAGAUGAAGCUUGAAAAGAUCCAUAGAACAAAGCAAGAUGAACAAAGGAGGGAAGAGCGACGAGUGAGUAAAGAACAUGAAGUUAAAGUGCAAAGUCUACAAGGAAAGAUACAAUCUCUUGAGAUGUAUGCAGAAGAACAGGAAAAAGCUUUCAUCUUCGAAAAGAUGAAGCUUGAAGAAAUCUAUAAAACAAAGCAAAAUGAACUAAGGGAACAAUCCAAGGCCCUCGAAUCCAGACUCAAGCAAGCGCACGACCAGGAGCAAGAGCGGCUGCAAAAGUGUAUUCAAUCGAGGAACAAGGCCUUAAUUGCCCGGGAUAACUUUUCGCCAAUUACAGACGGUGAGCUUAAAUCCAUGUUUUCCGACUUGGUGGGCGAAGUGGAUGCCUUGGCUCGACUCAAGUGGACCUUGAAUGAAUCACCUUGGACGAAUAAUUUGCAAGGACAACUUUCAGACAACCCGAAACGGCUCCAGAAGCAGAUUUUGCAAGACACAAUAUGGAAUGCUCUCUUCGAAAACGUUUUCUGCAGUCCUUUCAGAGUCUUCAGAAAUGAAGGCACCGUGUUAGAGUUCCAGUGGAACAAGGCCUUCGGUGCAGACCCUAAGACGGAUAAUGACUUGUAUACUUGGCCGCAACCAAGUUUCGACGCAGAACGAUGGAGAUACGAGACUAUGAGCCAGGGCCAAGAAGCGCUGAGAAAUCUCACCUCGGAAUAUGAUCCUCGGACAAAGCUGCGGGAGGGCUUCCAAUCUUCCAUGAUGAUUAUUCGUGAGAGAUUGGGAGAGGCGUUCAUGAUGGUGUCGAAGAUUGAUGAGAAGACCGAGCAGGACAUCAAAAAGAUCGCAGAAAAGGCUGCGAACAUGUGGGUCGUUUUCGGCACGCAAAGAUGUAGGCUUUUAGUGGCCAUGAAAGAUCUGAAAACAAUAGAAGAGGUCAAGGAGGGUCCCGGCAAGCAGGAUAAGUCUGUGGAGCUAAUAACGCGGCCGGGCUUGAGGCGAAUUGGUGAUGCUGAAGGCAAAUCGUGGGAUAAGGAACAAACCGUUGCUGGGUGCGAGGGCGAAAUAAGAAAGAUUUUGUACAGCUGUCAAUAA
This is a messenger RNA of Endocarpon pusillum Z07020, 1977 nucleotides long. RefSeq lists its product as uncharacterized. Bases 1 to 1977 code for a protein of 658 amino acids. The transcript is spliced from 2 exons. NCBI's taxonomy places the organism in Eukaryota, Fungi, Ascomycota, Eurotiomycetes, Verrucariales, Verrucariaceae. The record is from RefSeq and is a predicted model, not a curated record.